AUGGUGUGCGUGAAGAGUCUCCUAGUAGCUAUCGGGCUGACGCCAGCUCUGACUCGCGCUGCGCCAAUAAUUCACGGACGCGACUCCAACAGCACAUGCAGAAGAACCAAAGUAGCAAUCAUAGGAGGAGGCGUUGCCGGCAUAACAGCAGCUCAAGCACUAUCUAAUCAAUCGGUCUCUGACUUUCUCAUCCUCGAGUACCAGGAUCGAAUUGGAGGCCGCAUGCUAAACACCAAAUUUGGCUCAGACUCCAGCGGCAACCCAUACACGGUCGAGCUCGGCGCAAAUUGGAUCUCAGGAUUAGGCGAAAACGCCAAAAACGGCCCAGAAAACCCAGUAUGGACGUUUUCAAAGCAGGUCAAUUUGGCGAGUCCCGAUUCUGAUGCUUUUUCUAUUGCUACCUACAAUGAGACUGGGGCUGUCGAUUUCACCGGGAUCCUUGAUGAGUUCGAAGAGACCUGGAGUAGCUUUGAGCAGAGGGCUGGGACGAUACUUUCAGAAAACCUACAGGACAGAAGUGCCCGCGCCGGCUUUUGGCAGAGCGGAUGGCGACCAAAGGGUGACCCCAUGCGCAAGGCAGUAGAAUACUAUCUUUGGGAUUGGGAGACAGCGCAGACACCUGAGGAGUCUGGCUUCGUAUACGGAAUCACGGGAUGGAACUUGACAUACUAUGGGUUUUCCGAGGAGAGCAAAUUCUCCGCUGACCCUCGAGGCUUCAGCACAUGGCUCAAACACCAGGCGUCCAAAUUUCUCCAACCAAAUGACCCACGUCUCCUUCUCAACACUAUCGUGACAAACAUUAGCCACUCGGACACUGGUGUACACAUCACUACCUCGGACGGCUCCUGCGUAGAGGCCGAUUAUGCCAUUUCUACCGUAUCUCUCGGCGUUCUACAGAAUGAAGUCAUUACCUUCGAGCCCGAGCUACCAGAAUGGAAGCAAUCUGCCAUUGCCACUUUCGCUUUUGGCACAUACACAAAUAUCUUCUUCCAAUUCAACGAAACCUUCUGGCCAGACGAAAAGCAAUUUCUCCUCUACGCAGAUCCAACGAACCGAGGCUACUGGACCGUCUGGCAAAGUCUUUCAACCGAAGACUACUAUCCCGGCUCGAACAUUAUCUUCGCUACGCUCGUAGACGAGCAAUCGUACCGCGUCGAGGCGCAAGAUGACGAGGCUACCAAAGCAGAGGGCAUGGAUGUCCUCCGCAAGAUGUUUCCCAAUGUCAUGAUCCCGGAACCUAUUGCGUUUACGUACCCGCGCUGGACUCAAACGCCAUGGUCGUACGGCUCUUACUCAAACUGGCCUGUUGGCACAACGCUCGAGAUGCAUCAGAACCUGCGCGCGAAUGUGGGAAGAUUGUUUUUCGCGGGUGAGGCUAUGAGUACGGAGUACUGGGGUUUCCUCCAUGGAGCGUGGUAUGAAGGUCGCGAAGUGGGACAUCGCAUUGCGGGACAGCUGACUGCUGAGUGCGUCAACGUUGCGAGCGGGUGUGGCGAUAUGAACAAGUAUGAGGUGUUGCAUGGGACGACGGAGCUUUCGGAGCUCAAUGCGUUUAAUGGCAUGAGGACGAGUCCGUUCUUCAUUGCUGAUCCUGAGGAUGAGACAGACGCAUAA
Messenger RNA from Bipolaris victoriae FI3, 1614 nucleotides. RefSeq lists its product as hypothetical. The coding region runs from base 1 to 1614 and encodes 537 amino acids. The record is from RefSeq and is a predicted model, not a curated record. The transcript has 5 exons. NCBI's taxonomy places the organism in Eukaryota, Fungi, Ascomycota, Dothideomycetes, Pleosporales, Pleosporaceae. Gene Ontology annotation, molecular function: oxidoreductase activity.